AUAAGUGUUUGGGUGCAGAAUCAACUAUUACAUCUGGACUUGUGACAAAAAGGCAACUGCGCCCAGCUGGUGGCGCUCUCUAUCUCUUGUCAAUCGCAAUGCCUCUUUUCUAGUGUUAAAUGUCAGUUGUCAUUUUGCCAUCAUCAAUAGAAUUUUAGCAAAAGCGAGAAAAAAAUUUAGCCAAAGUUCACGAGAGUUUAAAGGACCUUAAAAGUUCGACUGCAAAAUGCCCAAGAUUAAACUCCAAUCUUCAGAUGGGGAGACAUUCGAUGUGGACGUAGAGAUUGCAAAAUGCUCCGUGACUAUUAAGACCAUGUUGGAAGAUCUUGGUAUGGAUGAUGAAGAAGAAGAAGUGGUUCCUCUGCCAAACGUGAACUCGGCCAUUCUACGCAAAGUCCUGCAAUGGGCCACUUUCCACAAGGACGACCCGCCACCGCCAGAAGAUGACGAAAAUAAGGAAAAGCGAACAGACGAUAUCUCGUCAUGGGAUGCGGACUUCUUAAAAGUUGAUCAGGGUACUUUAUUUGAGCUAAUAUUAGCUGCAAACUACUUGGAUAUUAAGGGCUUGCUGGAUGUCACUUGCAAAACAGUGGCCAACAUGAUCAAAGGCAAAGCACCGGAAGAGAUUCGUAAAACGUUCAACAUUAAGAAUGACUUCACUGCCUCCGAAGAGGAUCAAGUGCGCAAAGAGAACGAAUGGUGCGAAGAAAAAUAGACCUACUUGUACUGUCGUGAGUUUCAUCUGAUUCUCUACUAUUUAUAAUUAUUAGGGUGCAAAGAAUUAAUGUAAAUUUCAGCAUUUUAAAAAGUGCAAUGUUUCGCAACUGGAAAGAUUCCUCGAAUCCCUUAAAUGCUAAUUUAUUUACUUGUGUUUCUAAUAAAUUUAACUUACUCAACGGA
Dendroctonus ponderosae (mountain pine beetle) is the source of this 900-nucleotide messenger RNA. Its product is annotated as S-phase kinase-associated protein 1. Gene Ontology annotation, biological process: SCF-dependent proteasomal ubiquitin-dependent protein catabolic process. The record is from RefSeq and is a predicted model, not a curated record. The transcript has 3 exons. Gene Ontology annotation, molecular function: cullin family protein binding. The coding region runs from base 227 to 715 and encodes 162 amino acids. Lineage: Eukaryota; Metazoa; Arthropoda; Insecta; Coleoptera; Curculionidae. Gene Ontology annotation, cellular component: cytoplasm; nucleus.